This is a messenger RNA of Glarea lozoyensis ATCC 20868, 2682 nucleotides long. Its product is annotated as SAM/Pointed. Bases 1 to 2682 code for a protein of 893 amino acids. Gene Ontology annotation, molecular function: protein binding. Lineage: Eukaryota; Fungi; Ascomycota; Leotiomycetes; Helotiales; Helotiaceae. The record is from RefSeq and is a predicted model, not a curated record. The transcript is spliced from 4 exons.
AUGGGUGGAGGGGGUGCCUCUUCCUCCCAUGCUGUAAUCUUCGUCGCUCUGCGCAACCCCCCCGAAGCGACCGCUUCAUCCACCAACAGGAGCGAGGGGAGACUCGACAGACCGCGCUAUGCCAGCCAUCAUGUCCAGAAUAGUCACAGUCACCCUCUCAUGCAGAACACUCCUUCCGAAGCACUCGAAAAAGAGAGCAAUCGAUUUCCUGUGUUUGCCUCAUAUCGUGCUCAGCGUCAUAUUAAGAACAACACCGGCAACGGUACCGCUAGUAUUCUGGCAAUUACCCUCACUCAGAGAUACCCCCACCCAAUACCCAACAAUAUGUCUUCAAUGACACCAAUAACCCCCCUCGAUUCGAGGAUAGAGAUGUUCCAGAGGGGCCACCCACAAGAUGCGUUCUUUAACAUGAAGGCGCUGGCGCCGCGGACAAACCCUUCAAGAAAAGAGAGACCAAUGUCGGAUGCGACUGAGAUGUUCGAUACGGAUUUCGAGGAUGACGAUAGUGAUAUGGAGAUUGAGGAAGAGAACUCACCGCGAUUAAGUUUGAACUCAACGGGCCGGAGGAGUGAGACCACAUUAUCUUCCUUUGAGGAGAUCCGGACGCCGGACUCGAACGAAUUCAAAGGCUUCAAUUUUGAUAUAUUAACGGUGGUAAAAAAGCCAGUGGAAGGACCAAGAGGGCCCCAUCUAUUCCGUGCUUCAGUCGAUUCUUCACUUACGUCCGAUGAACAAUACACACUAGCGAUGUCACCAAUGACCCCUAAACCCUCAGAUAUACAAGAAGCGGCGCUUGACGCCCCACAAGUUCCCCAGAUACCAUAUCAGCAUCGCCACCUUAGUUCGCUAACUAACGCUGUUGAACAUUUAAACUUAUACGAGGUCGCUUCGUGGUCUCCAAACCAGGUCUCGAGGUGGAUGCGGGAUGCAGGAUUUGAGCCGGCGAUUGUGGAAAAGUUUGAGGAGAACGAUAUCUCCGGUGCUAUCUUAAUUACGCUGAAGUUUGAGGAUCUGAGAGAAUUGGACAUUCAAUCGUUUGGGCAACGGACAAAGGUAUGGAAUGAGAUCCAUGUGCUCAGAGGUAGUGCGCCUAGCACACCAAAACCACCGACGCCGAUAGAAGAGGUUGCUUCGCCAUGUAUAGAAUUCAGGGCGACCGAGUUCUCAAGACCAGCCUUACCGUCAAGGCAAGGUUCCAGAAUGGGCAGGGACAAUCUGAAGCUCGACUGCACGACAGACGAUCGCCCAAGUCGCAAUGAAUCCAGAAGACGACCAAAAAGGGAUGUUAUCACUCCUCUCGAGUCUGUGUCAAUCGUCGGUAUUGAACAACUCAUUCCAAAGCCACACAAGUGCUCAAAAGGAGAGAACUGUUCGAAGUGGAGGAAGCAACAACGCUUGAUAGAAAACUUCCAAAACGAGCACCCGGUCAGUCCAGAGAGAGGAGCAAUAUGGGUUGCUGGCGACCCAGGAAAUGCUCUCACAGCCAACGCAGUGACUGGAGCUACUCGGCCAAUUUCAGAUACAGUUCCAUCAGUUGUAGCCUCAUCAGAUGUUCUCGGUCCUGGACCAACACCUCAGUUCCGCCCUCUCGAAGAGUCUAGUCUCCGCAAUGUCAUAUCUCGAGAUCCCCAAGAGCAUGUCAAGCAGUUCAUCCAGUUUCAGCAUAUGGACCCUCGCCAAAUGACAUUUUCAUCAGAAGAACCACCUACUCCUCCACUCGAGAUGUUCCCAAACUUGAAAGGGCCGCUUACUGCCCUUCGAGGUCUUCCCAGACUCGCCAUCCCACCACCUCGUCCAGCAGGAGGUCUCAACCCACCACCACGCUCAGCAUCUGCCAAUGCAUUCUCACCAUAUCGCAUGGAUCGUGCCGAAGCAAUGUCUCCUGAUCUUCGCAACAUCACACAAUCCCCCUCUACACUCUACAGAUUCGGCACUCCAUUCUCAGAGAUGGAUAUCCCAGUGACUUCCGUAAACCUAGGCCCAAUCGCACGAGAAGCAUCUCAAUCCGUUCCACCAAACAUGAACUACCGCAACGCAGCACCUUUACCACCAGCUCGCACCUUAUCCCGCGCCUCCCGCCGACCCUCCCUCGCCCCCUCCAUGCCCCGCGUAGACGAGAACACCACCACCGCACCCACCUUCAAACACGCCCACACCUGGUCCGCAACCCCCGUAACCGCCAUCAAGACCACCGAAGACAUGGGCCACGCCGGCUUCAUGAAGAAGCGCAAAACCAAGAUGCUCCGCCACGAAUGGCACGAACACCACUUCACCCUCAAAGGCACGCGUCUCGCCAUGCAUAAGGACGCCUCCGCCCUCGAAACCCUCGAGUACAUCGACGUCGACGACUACGCCAUCGCCUGCUCCUCGCUCGCCGGCGGCUCCAAGCUCAACGCCGCCUUCAAGGCCAUGAACAUCUCGCGCGGCAACUCCAAGAAGGAUGAAGCGGCGUUCUCGUUCCAGUUGAUCCCCGCGGCUAUCGAGAAGGGCGUGAGAUUGCGAAAGAGAGAGAGUACGUUGGGUGGCGGGGCGCCGGAUGGCAAGGCGAGUAGCAAGACGCAUUAUUUCGCGGUUAAGAGCCGCGAUGAGAGGAUUGAUUGGAUGAGGGAGUUGAUGCUUGCGAAGGCGUUGAAGCAGAAGAGUGAGGGGUUUGAGGUUACUGUUAAUGGGAGCAUGAUUUGA